This is a messenger RNA of Naegleria gruberi, 491 nucleotides long. Its product is annotated as glycine cleavage H-protein. The record is from RefSeq and is a predicted model, not a curated record. Gene Ontology annotation, cellular component: glycine cleavage complex; mitochondrion; cytoplasm. NCBI's taxonomy places the organism in Eukaryota, Heterolobosea, Eutetramitea, Acrasida, Naegleriidae. The transcript is spliced from 2 exons. The coding region runs from base 1 to 465 and encodes 154 amino acids. Gene Ontology annotation, biological process: protein lipoylation; glycine decarboxylation via glycine cleavage system.
AUGUUCUCUCUCGCUAGAAUCACCAAGAAUACCUCUAGAAAUUUCAGACAAUUGCAAUCUUUGAAUUUUGUUCAAAGACAAUCAUAUGCCACUGUUAAAUAUUCAAAGGAUCACGAAUGGGUUAGAUUUGAAAGUGGAAAGCAAGCUGUUGUUGGUAUUUCUGAAGAAGCCCAAUCAAAGCUUGGUGAAAUUGUUCACGUUGCUUUGUCCGUCAAGGUUGGUGAUGUUAUUCAAGCCAGCAGUGUUAUUGGUGAAGUUGAAUCUGUCAAGUCUGUUUCUGAAGUUUACUCACCAGUCUCUGGUAAGAUUACUGCAGUCAAUGCUGUUUUGAAUGAUAACCCAGGUGUCGUCAACGAAAGUGCUGAAGCUGAUGGUUGGAUGAUCAAGUUGGAAUUCGAACAAGAAGCUGAAGAAUUAAUGUCCAAGGAUGCUUAUCAAAAGUAUUGUGAAGAACAAGAACAUUAAAUUCAUCAUUAAUAUUCUUCUUCAAA